Protopterus annectens (West African lungfish) is the source of this 2415-nucleotide messenger RNA. RefSeq names its product gastrula zinc finger protein XlCGF57.1-like. Gene Ontology annotation, cellular component: nucleus. The record is from RefSeq and is a predicted model, not a curated record. Lineage: Eukaryota; Metazoa; Chordata; Ceratodontiformes; Protopteridae. The transcript has 4 exons. Bases 145 to 1980 code for a protein of 611 amino acids. Gene Ontology annotation, biological process: regulation of DNA-templated transcription.
GUUGUGAACUUUUCUUUAGUUUACAUAGGCACUUACAUUUCUGUGAUGGUUUGCAAAUCUUUUGUUUCACAGUUCUUACAGAUAUCAGUUGCUUAAGUUCCUGAACAGUGAGGGCAGUCAGGUUGCAGGCUGAAACAGAGCAUCAUGAAGCUGGAGGUUCCAGAAAGUUUUAAAGAUGUAGCAAUUGAGUUUUCAAGAGAAGAAUGGAAGGUACUGAGCAAAGAAGAGCAAGAACUUUACAGAGAAGUGAUGAUACAGAACUAUGAGAAUAUGAUUUCAGUAGGUUACAACAUCCCACUGAAGCAUCUUUAUUUGCUGACUGAAAAAUAUGAGAAGGUUCUAUCUGAUGAUAAAGCAGGAGAGACAUUGCAGCAAAUGGAACUUUCUGAUGGCAUGAUUGACAUCUUUAGGAAUGCAGAUUUCAGCAAGAUUCACAGUUACCAGACAUCACAAGGGAAAUAUGUUAAUUCUGAAGAUGACAAGACAUUCAUAGUUGAGAAGUCUGUCACAAGAGAUGACCCCAUGUGCCCUGAAAGCAGGCAAUAUAACAGUGUGAAAUAUAACAAGGAGUUUAACUUGAAAGCAGAACUAGAACUGUAUGUGGAAACUCAUGGAAUGGAAAGAGAGAGGCUUGCUUUUCAUAGUAGAAGCUUAAAUAAUAAGUUAAGUCACAGAGCAAAAAGACAAAGGAAUGCACUCUCAGUACAUAAACAAACAGUUUUUGGAGAGUAUUCCAUUGGUCACAAGGGUUGUACAAGGAGAAACAGCUCAAUAGUGAAUCAGAUUACUUAUUCUGGACACAAACAGUAUAAAUGUACCAGAUGUGGCAAAAGUUUUAAACAGAAAUCUAGUAUGGAAAAACAUCAGGCAUUUCAUACUGGCUGUCAGCCAUUAAAAAAGAGAAGCCAAAAAAAGUAUAGAUGUGCCACAUAUGGCAAAAGUUUUUUAUGGAAGAGGGGUUUGGCAGAAAAUGAGACUAUCUACAUUGGACAGAAGCUCUACAGAUGUGUUACAUGUGACAAGGGUUUUAUAGAUAAGAGAGAUUUGACAGCACAUGAGAGUGGAGAAAUUAAACAAAGACAGACACCCUUCAAAUGUAGUACAUGUUUCAAGGGUUUUACAACAAAGACUGCUCUGUCAAAGCAUAUGACUAUCCACAAUGGGCAGAAACCCUACAAAUGUAGUCUAUGUAACAAGGACUUUGUAUAUAAGAAGACUUGGGCAAUACAUCAGACUUUACAUACUGGACAGAACCCCUACAAAUGCAGUAUAUGUGACAAGGGUUUUAUGAAUAAGUUCUAUCUGGAAACGCACCAGAAUAUCCACACUGGACAGAAGCCCUACAAAUGUACUAUAUGUGACAAGGCUUUUGCAGCUAAAAACAAUCUAGUAACACAUCUCUGUAUCCACACCGGACAGAAGCCCUUCAAAUGUACAUCAUGUGACAAGGCUUUUAUAACUAAGUACAAUCUGGAGAAACAUAAUCAGAGCAUCCACACAUUAUUGAAGCCGUACAUAUGUACUGCAUGUGACAAGUGUUUUGUAAAUAAGGACGGUCUGGCUGCACAUAUGAGUAUCCACACUGGACAAAAGCCCUACAAAUGUAAUACGUGUGGCAAAGGUUUUACUAGGAAGAAUGGUCUGGCAGCACAUAUGACUAUUCACACAGGGCUGAAGCCCUACAAAUGUCCUACAUGUGACAAGGAUUUUAUAAGUAAGAGCAAUCUGGCAAGACAUCAGACUAUCCACAGUGGCCAGAGGCCCUAUAAAUGUGCUAUAUGUGGCAAAGGGUUUGGACAGAAGCGUUACUUGGUAAAGCAUCAGUCUGUUCACACUGACCAGAAACCCUAUAAGUGUGUCACAUGUGGCAAAGGAUUUACACAGCAUUAUAGUAUGAGAAGACAUCAGUCCAUUCACGCUAGAAACAAUGAUUCCUCCCUAGAGAAAACUCCAGAGCCAGAUGCUGUACCCAACGUCUAGCAAAAUAUAUUGACAUCUUUACCCCAUCCGUAGGGUUCAGAAAGGCUUAAUGUAGUGUGUCGAAGACUGUGGGCUCUAUUCCGUCACCAGCUAGUUGGAUUAAUUUUCUAGUACUUAUAAUGCAGUGCAGCAUAAAUGGGGAUGCUGCACUCCUGGGUGUGCCUUCCUUCAGAUGAAAUAGUAAACUGAUGCCCCAUUUGCCUGAGUUAGUAGUACCGCAAAAUUGACAGGCCAAAAAAGAGCCAUAAAGAUGAUGGAGUGGACUGUUGAGAAUACGAAAGAAAUUAAGUAUUGUCACUGUUAUGCAAGAAGCCCUGAAUUUCCAGGUAGAAGAUAUUCAAAAGGAUUGAGAGAAAUUUGAGAAAACAAAAAUACUUGCAAAAGAAAAAAAAAACGUCAAAAGCUUCAAAUGUACAUUUGUGUUCAUUAAUACAA